Chelmon rostratus (copperband butterflyfish) is the source of this 7908-nucleotide messenger RNA. RefSeq names its product integrin, alpha V (gene itgav). Gene Ontology annotation, cellular component: integrin complex; external side of plasma membrane. Lineage: Eukaryota; Metazoa; Chordata; Actinopteri; Chaetodontiformes; Chaetodontidae. The transcript is spliced from 32 exons. The record is from RefSeq and is a predicted model, not a curated record. Gene Ontology annotation, biological process: cell adhesion mediated by integrin; angiogenesis; cell-matrix adhesion. Bases 328 to 3456 code for a protein of 1042 amino acids. Gene Ontology annotation, molecular function: integrin binding.
CUCCCCGGGACGGUUCCAGUGUUUCUCCUGCUUUCAGCGCACAAAACAAGCUAACGACCGCCGGCCACAACCGGACUGGAUCCAGACUGUCCGCUCGGUCUCUGUCGGCUUCGGUACAAACCGGAAAUGCGGUUUACGUAAAACUUUCAUGACGACUAGUUUCGCUCUCGGUCCAGGAGGAGAGCUGCUGUUCGGCAGAGCGAGAUUUCGGAUCCGUUUAAAGCGUCACUGCGGGCGGACGCAAACCACAGGACGCUAGCUAACUCACUGGCAUCAUCUUCAUCCGUGUUUUCAUCGGCUAACCCGCGGAGGUCUUCAUCAGCAGCCAUGGCAGGAGGACGGACAGCCGCUCUGCUCGUCCUGGUGCUCGUCCACCGCUGCGGCUCCUUCAACCUGGAUGUGGACAAACCCUCCGUGUUCUCCGGACCGGAGGGAAGCUACUUCGGCUUCUCGGUGGACUUCUUCAAGACCUCCAACAACCAGAAGUCAGAUGUUCUGAUUGGGGCUCCUCGGGCCAACACCUCGUCCUCCGGUGACGUUGUGGAGAGGGGAGCGGUGUACAGCUGCCCCUGGAGGAGCUCUUCAGCCUGCCAGCAGCUGCAGUUCGACAGCUCAGGCGACAGGACGAAUGCUGACGGGGCUCAGAUGGAGUUUAAAUCCAAACAGUGGUUUGGUGCUUCAGUACGAUCUGAUGGAGAACACAUCCUGGCCUGCGCUCCCCUCUACCAGUGGUCGACCUUCGGCGUCUCUGAGCGAGAGCCAGUGGGGACGUGUUACCUGAAGAAAGGGGGCACGGUGGUCGAGUACUCCCCCUGCAGAUCGAGUGCUAACUCACCAGAGGGCCAGGGCUUCUGCCAGGCCGGCUUCAGUGCCGACUUCCUGAAGAAGAACAACAAAGUGGUGGUGGGAGGACCCGGCAGCUUCUACUGGCAGGGCCAGCUGAUUUCUGAUGACGUCUCAGAGAUUUUUGCCCGGAUUGACAAAAAUUACGUCACACCGUAUGGAAACACCCUCGCCACCAAGUCGGCCAGCGCUCAGUAUGAUGACAGUUACCUCGGAUACUCCGUGACCGUCGGAGACUUCAACGACGACGGGAAAGAAGAUUACGUGACAGGAGUCCCUCGAGGGGAGAAGGCACUGGGUUAUGUGAACAUCUUCAACGGCCUCAACAUGGAGUCCAUGGUGAACUUCACGGGAACGCAGAUGGCGGCCUACUUUGGACACUCGGUCGCUGCCUCUGAUGUUAAUAACGACGGGCUGGUUGAUCUGUUGGUUGGAGCUCCUCUCUUCAUGGACAGAGGGUCAGAUGGGAAACUGAGGGAGGUGGGACAGGUGUCUGUGUACCUGGGUCGUGGUGGAUUUUCCUUUCACCCGUCUCAGAUGCUCACAGGAUCAGAGGUUUACGCCAGAUACGGUUCUGCCAUCGCAGCGCUGGGAGACCUGGACAUGGACGGUUACAACGAUGUGGCCAUCUCUGCUCCUUACGGAGGCCCCGACCAAAACGGCUUGGUCUACAUCCAUAACGGCCGGCCUCAGGGGCCGGAUUCAACACCUUCCCAGGUGCUGCAGGGCAAAUGGGCGUCCAGCUACAUGCCCGCUAGCUUCGGCUACGCCAUGACUGGAAAUACUGACAUAGACCAGAAUGGAUAUCCAGAUUUAAUAGUGGGAGUGUUUGGAGCAGACAAAGCUGUUUUAUACAGAGCUCGUCCAGUCAUCAGUGUGAACGCCACCUUAGACCUCACACCUCAGAUCAUCAACCCAGAGGAAAAGACCUGCACGCUGCCUGGAACCAGCACUCUGGUGUCCUGUUUUAAGGUGAAGUACUGUCUGAAGGCCAGCGGCCGCGGAGCUCCAGCCGCCCUCAGUUUCCGUGUGGACCUCAUGUUGGACCGUCUGAAGCAGAAGGAGGCGACUAAACGCGUCCUCUUCCUGCACGGUCGGACCUUUCAGUACUCCAAGAACAUGAUGGUGUCCAACGGCAAAGUCCCGGCCUGCGAGGAGCAGCACGUCUUCCUGAGGGACGAUCGUGAGUUUCGGGAUAAGAUCACGCCCAUCUCCGUGGCGAUGGAGUACAGUCUGGACUACCAGCUGGCUGCAGACCAAACUGGACUGCUGCCCAUCGUCGACGUGUCGGCCCCGUCCAACGUCACCAAGCAGGCUCACAUCCUGUUGGACUGUGGUGACGACAACAUCUGUAAACCCGACCUGAGGUUGUCGGUGAAGAGCGACCGUCAGCAGAUCUACAUCGGCGACGAUAACGCUCUGACUCUGGAGAUCAGCGCCGAGAAUCAGGGAGAAGGAGCCUACGAGGCCGAGCUCCACGUCUACCCCCCACAGCAGGCCGACUUCACCGGGGUCGUCCGCAGUCAGACUCUCAGCAGGUUGUCCUGCGCCUACAAGAAAGAGAACCAGACCAAGAUGGUGGUGUGCGACCUGGGAAACCCCAUGAAGGGAGGAACUAAGGUGCUGGCAGAGUUGCGGUUCAGCGUGCACCAGCUGUCGGAGGAGGACACCUCAGUGAAGUUUGACCUGCAGAUCGUCAGCUCGAACCAGUUCAACAACACCAGUCCUCGAGUCUCCAGCGUCACCAAGCUGGCCGUCCUCGCUAAAGUCUCCAUCAGAGGGACGUCGUCUCCUGGCCAGGUACUGCUUCCAAUCGCCAACUGGAAACCGAAAGAACCUCCUGUUGUCGGAGACGACAUCGGACCACAGAUAGUUCAUGUCUACGAGCUCCUGAACAACGGGCCCAGUACCUUCAGUAAGGCGGCGCUGGAGGUCGAAUGGCCGUACCAGUUUAAGAACGGCUCGCUGCUCUACAUCACCAGCUACGAGACCGAGGGACCCAUCAACUGCACCACCGACAUGGAGAUCAACCCACUCAAUGUCUCCAACCCGUUGUCCUCAGCGAAGAACACCAGCGGGGUUCCACCCAGAGAGCGAGAGACGGAGGGACGAAACCGAAACCACGUCCGCAAGAGAGACCUGGAAUCAAGAGACACACAGAGUGACCUGCAGACACUGGACUGCACCACAGCAGAGUGUCUGCGGCUGAGAUGUCAGGUCGGUCGUCUGGAGAGGAGGAAGAACGCCAUCCUCUUCAUCUACUCCCGACUGGCUGUCAACAACUUCCUCAGGACUGAGAAUCAGAAUCGAUCGUAUGUGGUUCGAUCUACAGCCUCCUUCAGUGUCAUCGAGAUGCCGUACAAGAACCUGGUGUCGGAGCUGCCGUCCAAUAGUACAACUGUGAGUGUGUCGGUGGUGUGGGUGGCGGAGCCUCCUCGGCCGGUCCCAGGUUGGGUGGUGGCUCUGGCUGUGCUGGCGGGUCUGCUGCUGCUGGCGCUGCUCAUCUUCAUCAUGUACAAGUUGGGUUUCUUUAAGCGGGUCCGGCCCCCACAGGAGGACUGCACUGAGAAGGAGCAGCUGCAGCCGGAGGAGAACGGCAACACUGAUGCCUAGAGGCCAAACUGCAAGGAGCGCCCCCUUCUGUUUGGACUGAAAAAUUCAGGGUAAAAUGGCCGUUGAGAGAAUUUCACUGUAUUCACUGAUGAGUGGCUGAUAAUGGUACUGCUUUAUGAGUUUUUACUGGUCAUGUUGUGUUUGUGCCAAAAGAGAAGCUCCCGCUGGGCAGCACUGGUCCCAGAUGAAACCCUCGAAGCUCAGCAAUGAACGCCCGACAGUUAAAGGAGCAGUUCAACAUUUAUUCACUGAUUUAAUGUUCAGAUUGACUCCACUUUCAUUACUGUACAGUAAAUAUGAAGCUACAGCCAGCAGCCAGUUAGCUUAGCAUAAAAAAAGCUAGCCUGGCUUUGUCUGAAGCUAGCCAGACCCACCUACCAGCACCUCUAAGGCUCUCAGAUUAACACUUUAAAUCUCAUUUGUUUAAUCAGUAAAAAAAACAUAUUAAAAAAUGACAGUUCAGUGUUUUACAGGUGGUUUUGUGCUGGACUCUUCUUCAGUUCUCGAGGUGACGAGUUCAGCACACAACGUCUUUACACUUUUCGUGUAGCGUUUCAUGAGCUAAUAAAUGACAUUAGAAUUAAUAUAAAUUAGAGUUAAAUGUUGAACUAGUCCUUUAAGGUAAUGACCAUGAAUGCUUCACGGGUCAGAACUUUGACAGUCUGUUUGUUCCAACAUGCUACUGAGGCAAUGGUGUAAUUGUUCUGGAGAUACGAGGUUUCCGUCUGCACCAGAGACUGCGGAGUUUGGCCUUUUAUUUAAUUUGCACAUUUUUAGUUGGAUCCUAAAAUGAUUGAUGAACUGUUGGUGCUUGUUGCCCAGAAAGUCCAGAACUGCUGAUGAAUUCUGGUGAUUUUUGAACCGGCCCUGAUCAACAGCACAGUUUUCUAAAAGAAUUCGUACAGAACAGUGAACUACAGCGCAUGUAGUUUGACCUCUCUAGCUUGUAAAGGACCGUGGUGGUUUGGCUUCAGGUCCACCUCUGAGGCGGUCUGAGCUCAGACUAAUGUGACAGUAUCUCCUUUAGCUUCCAAAAAGUGCUCGCUAUUCUCACCGGGGUCCAAGUAACUAAUAAUAACAAUCAGAACGGCAAUUUAAAAAUCUCACAGUAUCAACUAAACAAGAAAAGAAUCAUUUUUUAAAGUGUGUAGUUAGAAAAUAUACAAUAAACAGUGCUAGCUUAGCUGAGUAGCAAUAAGGAUAAAACAUACAAAUGAGGUGAUGAAGCAGAGGAUUGUGGGUAGGUGACGUCCUCCAACAGAGCACCAGCAGUAAUCAGAGUCUUUAUCCUUUUGAUACGACGGCAAUAAUAAUGCAGCAAUAUGAAAUCUGUCAGCAGUGGGGGGGGUUAGAUGUGGCUGAUUAGCUGCGAUCAGGUCUUCAUGUUUGGAUUGAAGUGGUUUAGUCUGUGAUGAAAUGGGAUGAUGAGGAGUGUUACAGUAAUAUAUUUACCCUGAUAUAUUCUUUUUUCUUCUUCCUGCUUUGUGUGUGUGGGGAAGCUGGUUUGAAAUGGUCAUUGAUGAGUCAGUACCGCUCUGCUUUGGGAUGCUGGUGGGUGUUUUCACUGUUUUUUUUUUAUUUUCUACCAAACGAUGAUGAUAAGAACAAAAGAGUGUCCAGUUCAUUUCAACUCAAGAAAGACAUUUUAAAGUUUACUUUGUUGCUCAGAACAAGGAGUUUGGUUGCAAAAUCAAUGCAAGUGACGAGUUUCUCAAUCGCCUUGUGAAACUGACCGUGAGCUAAACCCCUCCCCUUAAUAGCAAUACCCAAUCAUAGCUACGCAAACAGUGUUUGCAUUUGUUAGCAUACUGAAGCUAACAUGGAAAAAGUAUGUGUAUGUGAUUAAAUAAAUACUAUGUUUAUCUGCUCUAACAUGAGAUGCAAUCAUUAGCAUAGCAUGUCUGGCUAGCACAUUACUGAGUUAGCAUAAUACAGUAUUAGCUAAUAGGUUUAGAAAAAGCCCUGUUAACAACUAGCACAUGUACUGUGUGGUACUUCCUCACUGUGUGGAAGUCGGUCCUGGAUGCUGUCAGAGUUUAAGCUAACGUUUACACUCUGGCAACUCUGGCUAACGUUACCCGGUACGGAGUUUGCCGAACACAUCAGUUUGUCUGCAUCCUGAAAGACUUUUCUCUUGUAAAUGAGUAAGAAAAGUGUAUUUACAUCACACCUUCAUGGAUGAGACGUCACAAAGCGCUUCACAACAAACAAACAAAAGAAAGACAAAAGACACAAAAAACAGAUUAAAAGAUUAAAUCCAAGAAGAGAUUGUUCCAACUGAAAACAGCUUUAGCUUCAGUCUGUUAGCAUGAUAUCAGAUGGAAACUGUUAGCUUUAGCUUCAGUCUGUUAGCAUGAUAUCAGAUGGAACCUGUUAGCUUUAGCUUCAGUCUGUUAGCAUGAUAUCAGAUGGAACCUGUUAGCUUUAGCUUCAGUCUGUUAGCAUGAUAUCAGAUGGAACCUGUUAGCUUUAGCUUCAGUCUGUUAGCGUGAUGUUAUGUAGAUGUAUAUUUAAGACCAAUUUUACAACAUUCUCGGCUUAAAAUAACUCCAUUACAAACAUUAAACAACCAGACUGAGACUGUUUUCAAACAAACUCAUUGAGCUAACGUUAGCUUAAUUAGCUAUCUAGCUAGAGCUAACAAAAUGUGGCCAGAAAUGAGAAUGUGCUUUUGUCUACUUCUGUCAGAAAUCAAAGAUCCAUUAUUUUAUCUGUUACGUGAUCACUACAAACUGCGGUCUUUGUUAGAGCAGAGUGACUGACAUGGCUAGCAACAGUAACUAAGGAGGGCGGGGCUUACUGAGCGGUCAGUUAAAAGUAGAACUUUCCCUCCUGCACUGACGCUUCUUUGCUCGUCCACUUGGUCGGAUUUUUUGAAUGGACUUGUUUUUCCUCAGAUUUCAGAGUCGUGACCGGCAGCUUUGCUGAGAACAGAAACACGAUGUAGCCUGACAGCAGGUCCUACAUUAUGUUUAUAUGAGAGUGUGUGUGUGAGUGAGAAUAUAUAUAAAAAACAACAAAAAAAACAUUGCUACCGUGUGAAUUCACCCAUAUUGGGUUUGCAUCAUGAAUUAAUGUUUAAGGUUGAUGAUCAUUUUAAAAAUAUAUUAAUCCAAUUAACAAUCAUGAUGAAAUAACUCCGCAGGAACACUUUAGCUAGCUCGUAAACAUAGUUUUUCUUUCUUUUUUCACUGGAGUCUUAUUGGCUGCUUUCAGUUUGUCAUAACUCUGAAUAUCCAGCGCUGCCACUAGAGGUCACUACUGCCCUCAUCAAGUUGUUGACGAGCUCAUGGUCUCCACAGUCAAACAUGAACUCUGAUGUUGAGUUUUUAAUGGAGGAAAUUGGCCUUUGAAGCUGCAGCUGAUUAUCUCUGCAGCUCAGUGUGAUCAUGGAAGAGUUUAGGAAUACUUCUGAGAAAUAAAACUUUAUCGCUCUCCUGCUGAGACUUAGAUCUUCAGAUUCAUACCUCAUGUCUGUAAACUAAAUUUGAAGCCAGCAGCCGGUUAGCUUAGCUUAGCAUACUGAUAACACUGCUAUCAGGGGUAAACAGGUAGCCUGGCUAAUAUCUCGUGUGCUAAGGGUGUCAAAAACAGCACGUUGUGGUGUGCCGGCCUCGUGUCGGAUUAUUUGCUCGAGUCUUGCCAGUCAGCCAGCAGUGACUCCAGUUUGUCUUUAUGCUAAGCUAACCAUGUGCUGGCUUUAGCUUCAUAUUAAGAGUAUCGGGCUUCUCAUCUAAGUCUCAGAAGCAAAUAAGAGCAUUUCCCAGACUGAAGUAUUUCUUUAGAACAUCAAAUAUUCGUGAAUAAAUAAACCUGAACACUCUGAAAAACUCUCUGUCGCUGUGAUUUGACAGAUUUGUUCCGUCUUUUUGAUUUGAUUGAUGCUAAAUUCUUAUUGGUACACUGAAAUUCGUGACAUCAGCUUUACCCUCCUGAGUCCCGGCCACUUCACAGCCGUGAGAAGAGCUCCGUUAAAGCAGAGACAUACCUGAGGUCAGGUGGUCCUGACCUGACGAGGGCGACGUUCACACUGUUUCUGAGGGUUCACACUCCACUGAUUUAAAGCUUUUUACUCGCUGUUCAGCCGGACUGACGUCAGUUCACCUUCAACUCAGCAAAAAGAUAUUCACAGAAGCUGCAUUUAUUGAAAUAUUGAACAGAGAAACAGCUGAAUUUCUACAAAAAGUUUGGAAACGUCGACACUAUAAAAAGUGAAAACAAUCAAACGUGAACAGAGUGAUUUGAAGUCAGCCCUGCAUCUGUCCGUCUGUCUGUUUGAGGGGUUUUUACUGUGUUUUAUAUUUAAUACCACUGUCUGUCUGUCUGUCUUUCUGCCAUGAGAAAAUAUGGACUAUUUUUGAUGUAUGUAUUCUUUCACCUAGAGAAUAAAAAUUAACUAUUUCAUAAGGAGAUGAUUUCACCUUUGAGCUGAAAUAAACUGACUUGUUCACA